CCACCGUGGUAUCUGAUAUCAAAACAAACGAAACAAAUGUAAAUACACGUCACACAGCGAUCCGACGAAAAAAGUGCCCAAAAGCCGGUUUUUGUUCGCAUUUAAGUAACUGCGAAUAUUAAAUUAAUUUGUAACGUUUGAAUAUCCAUAGCAGAAAGUAUCGAUUGCAUUUUAUACAAAAGUACGCAAGUGGUUGCAUUACGAUAUAUUAGAACACAAGCAUGGAGGGCGAAACUGCGGUGACGAAUCCCACCGGCGAUAGAAAAGUGGCACUGAUAACAGGCAUUACGGGUCAAGAUGGAUCGUAUUUAGCCGAGUUUCUGUUGGAUAAGGGAUAUGAAGUGCAUGGCAUUAUCAGACGGGCCAGUACAUUCAACACUUCGCGCAUCGAGCAUCUGUAUGCGGAUCCACGCACUCACAGAGAGGGAAAAAUGAAGCUACACUACGGCGAUAUGACCGACAGUAGCGCUCUAGUGAAGAUCAUUGCACAGGUGCGUCCGUCUGAAAUCUACAAUCUGGCCGCCCAAAGCCACGUCAAGAUAUCGUUCGAUUUGAGCGAAUAUACGGCGGAGGUAGAUGCUGUCGGGACACUACGUUUGCUAGAUGCCAUCCGUACCGUCGGGCAGGAAAAGACUGUCCGCUUCUACCAAGCAUCCACGUCGGAGCUGUACGGAAAGGUGGCCGAGACACCACAGAACGAAAAGACUCCGUUCUAUCCACGCUCACCGUACGCCUGUGCGAAGAUGUACGGAUACUGGAUUGUGAUAAACUAUCGGGAAGCGUACGAUAUGUUCGCCUGCAACGGGAUUCUCUUUAACCACGAGUCACCGCGCCGGGGAGAAAAUUUUGUAACGCGCAAAAUUACCCGCUCGGUGGCAAAGAUUUCGCUCGGCCAGCAAGAGUAUCUGGAGCUGGGUAAUCUCGACUCGAAGCGUGACUGGGGCCACGCGAAAGAUUACGUCGAAGCGAUGUGGCUUAUGAUGCAGCAGGACAAACCGGAAGACUUUGUAAUUGCGACGGGUGAAACGCACUCGGUGCGAGAAUUUGUCGAAAAGUCGUUUCAGUACAUCGGUCGGGACAUAGAGUGGCGAGGGACGGGUGUAGAUGAGGUUGGUGUUGAAAAGGGUACCGACACGGUACGGGUGCGUAUCAAUCCAAAGUUUUUCCGCCCAACGGAAGUUGAUCUGCUGCUGGGCGAUGCUUCUAAAGCAAAGACACAGCUGGGCUGGUCGCCGAAAGUAACAUUCCUUGAACUGAUCGCUGACAUGAUGGCGGCGGAUAUACAACUGAUGAAGAAUAAUCCAUCCGCCUAACACGUGCUACGGUGAAGCGAACAAGCCAUACCAUUUUGUAAGGGCGGUAACGAACGAACGAAAGGUCAGUAUUUGUCCGUGAUUCACGGAUCGGGCGGGCUGCGGGUGAAAGCUGGUUAGCAAAGUGUUUGCAAUUGGAAUUCUAAUACCACACUGUUUGACAAAAGUUUUAGUUAUACAAAAAAGGCUUUCUGUGUAUGUGUAGCACAUGAGAAAUUAGCCAAAUUGAACAAAAUCGAUCAAAUGUAACGGCUUGAAAGGGAGCUAAAUUCGAACAACGUACCGCAAAACACUUGCGCAUUAUUCCAUGGCAAUUUUAAAACAUAUUUUUUCCUACUUAUAACACGCUUCUAAUAAAUUAAAAAGAAAACUUAAAUAAAACAUA
Messenger RNA from Anopheles funestus (African malaria mosquito), 1698 nucleotides. It is a transcript of the gene Gmd, whose product is annotated as GDP-mannose 4,6 dehydratase. Gene Ontology annotation, molecular function: GDP-mannose 4,6-dehydratase activity. The transcript is spliced from 2 exons. Lineage: Eukaryota; Metazoa; Arthropoda; Insecta; Diptera; Culicidae. The coding region runs from base 222 to 1313 and encodes 363 amino acids. The record is from RefSeq and is a predicted model, not a curated record. Gene Ontology annotation, biological process: GDP-mannose metabolic process.